Molecule: messenger RNA, 438 nt
Organism: Cylindrotheca closterium
Lineage: Eukaryota; Bacillariophyta; Bacillariophyceae; Bacillariales; Bacillariaceae
Source: the annotation of a GenBank genome assembly
AUGAGAUCCGCCAAAAGGCUGAGCGUAACUGCCGGAAACUGUCGAUGGGUUCGGACUAGUUCACGGAAGGUACGGCGUUUGUUGAAGAAGACCGGUCUGACCGAUGCAUGGAAAUUGUCAGAAGCUGACCUCCAGGCAAAGUGGUACCUUGAACAUCACGACUACAAAGAGGCCAAGCGGAAGCGUGCCCAUCAGUGGCGCCUGGAAUAUCUGGAGACCCGAUUGGCAGCGGUCCAGAGCGCAAAGAAGGGCAACAUCAAAGCUUGUACCAGACGGGCUCAAGUCCAGCGGAUGGCACAAAAAGAAGAGACCCAACGGCGACGGAAAGCUCAAGGCAAAGGCUUCUCUGGCGGCCUCCAGCAGAUCAAAGUGGCCCAGGCGGCACAGGAUGGUACCCCCCAUUGGGUAACAUGCCAGUCUAAACGUCUUGUUGAAUAA